AUGUUCCGUCUCGCUUUUCUCGCUCUGGCCACUCUGGCAGCUGCCCAGGGACCCAAGCUGGCCCUCUUCUUCACUGGCAAGGACUACGCAGGCGAAUUCGCCUCCGCCGAGGUGGAUGGGAACUGUACCAAUCCCACCGACCUGGUUCCUACCUGGAACGGAACCGUUGGCUCUGCGUAUCUGUCUGGUGAUGUGAAAUGCAACGUGUGGGAUGCUACUGGAUGUUCUGGCAACGCUGUCUCUAUUGACAAUUCUACCUCCGACUUGACCGAGGAUUAUCCCCUGGCGCAGUAUGUGGCGAGUGUGAGCUGCGAGUAA
Messenger RNA from Penicilliopsis zonata CBS 506.65, 318 nucleotides. RefSeq lists its product as hypothetical. NCBI's taxonomy places the organism in Eukaryota, Fungi, Ascomycota, Eurotiomycetes, Eurotiales, Aspergillaceae. Bases 1 to 318 code for a protein of 105 amino acids. The record is from RefSeq and is a predicted model, not a curated record. The transcript is spliced from 4 exons.